UUCGUGCAGUGGCAGUUAUGGCUGACAACGGUUGAAUAUUUGUAGAAAAUUUAACUGGGAAAUUGAAUUUGUAAGAGUAUCUCCUCCAGUUUAACCCCAACUGCCACAUCAUGGAGAAUUACAUAAAGAAGAAACAGAUAGGUGAGGGAUCCUUUGGCAAGGCUUUGUUGGUGAAAAGUAAGGCUGAUGGCAAGGAGUAUGUUAUCAAAGAAAUCAAUAUUUCCAAGAUGAAAAGGAAGGAAAGAGAGGAAUCUAAGAAAGAAGUUUCUGUUUUGAGGAAGAUGAAACAUCCCAACAUUGUGUCUUAUGCUGAGUCUUUUGAAGAGAAAGGUAACCUGUACAUUGUUAUGGACUACUGUGAUGGAGGUGACCUUUAUCAAGCCAUCAAUAGACGACGAGGCGUGUUGUUUCCUGAAGAUGAAGUCAUGGAUUGGUUUGUUCAGAUCUGUCUGGCUCUCAAACAUGUUCAUGACAGAAAGAUUCUUCAUAGGGAUAUCAAAUCACAGAAUAUUUUCUUGACACGGAAAGGCAUUAUCAAAAUGGGUGACUUUGGCAUUGCAAGAGUUUUGAAUAAUACAAUGGAAUUGGCAAGGACAUGUAUAGGCACACCAUAUUAUCUCUCUCCUGAGAUAUGUGAAAAUAAACCAUAUAAUAACAAAAGUGAUAUAUGGGCCCUUGGUUGUGUACUCUAUGAGACGCUGACACUGAAACAUGCUUUUGAAGCAGGAAACAUGAAGAACCUAGUCUUGAAGAUAAUCCGUGGAUCCUAUCCUCCUGUAUCACCACGCUAUAGCUAUGAGAUCAGGAAUCUAGUGGCACAACUAUUCAAGAGAAACCCUAGGGACAGGCCUUCUAUCAAUUCAGUUUUGAAGAAACCCUUUGUUCAAAGGAGGAUAGAGAAAUUCUUAACUGAUGCAGAAUUGAAUGAUGAGUUCAGUCAUACAAUCCUUCAUCGUAAUGCUCGUCCAGCUGCUAGGGGUGUUGGAGCUCCUGUAUUCCAGAAGCCUAUCUCUAGGCCACCAAUCAGUGCAGCUGCUAAGAAACCACCCGUACCCAAACCCAUUAGUAAUCCGGCAGCUAAGUAUGGGCCUUCAGUAGCUGUUAAGAGACCGCCAAGUGCUGGAAUUAGAAAAUCAUCUGAGGACAGGAAAGAUGGAGGAGCAAAGGAUUUGGAGCAGAAGAAAAGAGAAUUGAGAGAAAAGGAGAAUGAAAGACGGCUCAAGGAAAAACAAGUAAGACAACAACGUGAAGAAUUGAAUGAUAAACGAAGGAUGGCGAAUAUCAACAAAGCUCGUGAAGCAGGCUGGAAGAACACCCUUCUUAGUAGCAGUGGUAGUAGUAAUGGAGGAGGUGGUUAUGGAGGAGGAGGAGGAGGUAUCAGGCCUUCUGAAAAUGAGUUUGAAGAACCACCAAAGAAAGAAGCUAAGUAUGAGAAGCCAUCGGUUCAUGAAGGAGCUAAACCAGAGCGAGGUAACUAUGAUCACUAUCACCAAUACCUUGCCAACCUACGUCAACAAGCCAAUGGGGCUGCCGUGGGCCAAGGUGGUGCUGCCAUGUUCAGAGAGGAACGAGCUAAGAGACAACAGGAGGAAGAGGCCCUCAGGAGGCAGAUCAGGGAGAGGCCGGCAUCUGCUAGUGCCGCCAAAGCCGCCAAGAGAGGAGAAAAUGCAUGGCAAGCUGGUGUAGAAGCAGCUGAGAGAGCUAAGAUGGUUCAUGAUUUCUUACUAAGGAAGAGAGAAGCAGCAGCUAACAAAGCCAGAGUAGCAGUUCAACUAGGAUGGGGAGCACAGCCAGUAGCAGGAGCGGGAGAUGCUAGGAAUGAACCUCUUCUACCGUACGGUGGACAGAAAGGAAGGAAUAAAGAUGAGCAGGCAUAUUUAGAACAGCUGAAUGCAAUCAGGAUGCAAAACUACAAAGAAAGAAUUAAUGUCAGAAAUAAGGUCAAAGAAGAAAAUGAUCCACAGAUCAGCGCAGAAGCUAGAAGGAAAAAAAUUGAGGCACUGAAGGCACAAGCUGACCAGCGAGCAGCAAAGCUUAAAGAACAGCUUGAAAAACAGAGAAGAGAAGCUUAUGAGAAGGAGAAGAGAGCAUGGGAUGAUCAUCUUGCCAAGAAGAGAGUGACAGAUAAGCCUGCUGCUGCUCCCAGUAAACCUGUUCAGGGACCAGCAGUACCAGUUGUGCCUCUUACCGCUGUGCUGAGAGAAGUAGGUGUAGAUGUUACCCAACCAGAACAGGAAAUGCCACUUGAAAAGGAAGAAAACAGGGUACCAGUAAUUCCAGCAGCAUCUGAAGCAAAUCAAGCCCCUGCUGCUCCCAGGAAGCAAUGGGCUGGUGGAGCUACCAAAGCAGCAGUCUUAGCCAACAUGCCUCUUGAAGUCACAGCUUCUAAUAUGCAAGCCACUAGUGGAGGUGAUAUGUUACAGCCAUCAUCAGUGUCUGCAUCCAAUGUAGAAGCCAAUAGGAAGAAGUGGGGUGCUCCAGGUAAUACUGUAGUCAAUGCUCUUCAGAUGGCUGAGAUCAAGGCAGGAACUAUGACCAUGGCAGCGGUCAAUCCAAAAGGAGAAACUCAAUUAUUGCAAGCACCUGGAAUGUACGAUAGAGGGAGCCCUAUGGGUGUGACUGUCAUUAAGGAUCAACCUAUGAGCCUUAGGGAGAAGAUACCCGUAGUCCAAGACAACACAUGUGUCGUUGAUGGGAAACAGUCAGGUGACCACGAAGAAGCAGCUGAUCUUGAAACUAUUGAUGCAAAGAACAAGGAAGAUGAUACCAAAUCCUCAGAUGGUAGUAAACAGACUCCUCCAUCUCCAUCUAAACCAGCAUGGAAUAAUGCAGCAUCAUCACCUAGCAACAAAACACAAAUAGAUGCUGCACCUAAAACACAAGAUUCUCCAAACCAGAAGGAUCAACCGCCCACUUCUGCAACAAAGGACAGCCCCAAAUCAAACUCAUCCCCUCCAAGGCUCGCCCCUGAUGCUGAGGCCCCUCCUACACCAGAGAAAGCCACGCCUCCCAAGAGCCCAAGGCCUAGUACCUCACCUCCUUCAGUAAAAACUGCCUCUCCUCCUGCCAUCAUACCAUCAUCAUCAUCCUCACCAUCAGGAGUGAAGAGUCCAAUUAAAACAGAUGAGGAGAAAAAAGAAAAGAUGGAAACAGGAGAGAAAAACCCACAGGAAAAGAAAGGUGGAAUUGAUGCUGUUGAACUGGAAGAAGAAGAUGUGGAUGAUCAAGAAAGCAGUGAAAAGUCUGCCAAGAAGAGUGUGGUUGCUGGCUUGUCUACAUGCUACUUUGAUACAGAACCCAAGCUGUUGCGGACGUGUUCUGAUCCGGACCUAAGACAGCUGUUCCGUACGACCAUGGCCCUGAAUCCAUUCUUUGAAGCAGAUCAGAACCUUGUCGCUCAGAGUGUUGAUACUGCCCUCAGCAAUCGGGAGGACGAUGACCAAGAUGUCAUGAUCGAUGAUGACCUGGAUGAUGAUGAUGAGGAAGAUGAACUUAUUCGACAACUCCAAAACUUGACGGCCAGGAAUGAGGAGGACGACGAGGAGGAGGACGACGAGGAGGAUGAAGAGGAAGAUGGAGAAGAUGACAUUGAACAAGUACUUGAUGAAGAUGAAGAAGAAUACCAUAGUCUGGUUGAGUCUAUGAGAAGUGUCUUGGAAUCAAAUGAUGUUUCAGAUACACCUGGAAAGAAACGGAUACAAGAUAAAGAGGAAGGAAAGAGCCCUGGAGCAGAAUCAAAUGACUCCUCCCCAUCUUCGCCAUCAGGGAGCAAAGACGAUGACGAUGAAGAGGAAGAUGACGAUGAUAAGGAGACUUCUGGCAAGAGCAAACCAAUUAAUGAGGACUGGGACUCUGGUGAAGGAAGUGAAGGAGAAGAGACUGGUAUGUCAGCUGAGGAGAGAGAAAGUAUAUACAGUCGAUUAGAAGAAUCAAGACUACAGUUAGAGAAAGAACUUGGAUGUGAGACAUUCCUCAAAGCAUAUAAAUCAAUACAGGCCAUGCAUGAAGAUGAAGAUGAGAAUAUUGAAGAAGGAACUAAGCGUGUUAAUACCAUCCUAGGAGAGGGCAAAGGUCAAGUAUACACAAAGAUCCUCCAGCUAGUGAUGGCUGAUGGAGCAUACACGGAAGCAUUAAAGAGCCAGAAAAAAUAAUCAUUGCUCUGCAUGUGACUGUAAUCAGAAGCUUGUUACUCUUCAUCAUCAUCAUCAACCCGUAAUCCUGCUCCCUUGUCAUCUGUAAACCAUCAAACCCUACAUGAUCAACAUCCAUCCUUCAGUUUAAUGAAAUGAAUCAUUUUAUAAACUUGUUAUUUGUUUCCAAGUAAAUGAACAUUCAAGUAAGAUAAUCUAACAUUUAAGUAACUGAGUAGCACAGUUUGUAAGAAGAAAGACAAACUGAUUUUGGAAUAUGUAGCUAUGGUUAUAAAUUACAUCAAAUCACUAUUUGCCCUUUAAAGAAUGGAAAUUAUGGAAUGGUAUAAUAAACUCCCAGAUUUGUGAAUGUUUCAUUCUAUAGACACAUUGUACAGGUAGUAAUGACAUUUUACAAGUCAAUUAAUGAAUAGAUUUAUGAUAGACAUCUUACACAUUUGAUUUGAGUAGAUCGACCAGGAUAUUCGAGAUCAUUGGCUACAGUAAAAAUAUGAAUCUUUAGAAUUACAUUACAAGAUAUAAAAUUUAAAGCAUGUGUAUUGCUGUAAAUGAGCAUGUAGUUAUAAACUGUAAUAUAAAUGUAUGCUUAUCAUUGGUGUAUAAGAGCAAUAUUGUUGCAUCUUGUGAAAAUGGUAUCUCGUGGAAAUGUGAAUUGAAUUUUAUAGCAUCUGCAAUGCAGAAAUUUUCUGGAACUUCUAUGAAUCGCCUAAAGAGACAUAAGAUGCUUUUAUUUUUUUAUAACUCGUUCUCAUGACUUGCUAUCUCUUUUCAUUAAUUUACUAACUCAUACCUAAGACUUGUCUCAUUCUCCCAGCAUACUUUGCAGUUAUUAAGUUAUAUGUUGUGAGAAUGAGUAGAAAGUCAUGGGAACAGACCAGUACGUUGUGUGAACGAGUUUUGAUAAAUUAAAAGAAAUAUCCUGUCUCAUUUAGGGGUUCUGUAUGCUUCUCUGUUGGUAUCAUGAAUACAAUGCUGCCGAUAAUCAUGUAUCCUUGUUUUAGCGGAUAUGAGUAUUGAUGGUGAAAUUACAUUUCAUGCUAACGUAAUUAAUGUUGUAAUAUACUUGUAAAAUUUAUGAAUAAUGACAAUAUGAUUAAUUCAGUAAUUGAAAUUAGUACAUGUAUUUGAUAAAAAAUAUGAUGCACUAGUUUAUUGCACGGGAGCACUAAUUAUAGUAGAAAUGUGUGGGGUCUUUUGUUGGUGGUGGUGGUGUUUAAAAUUGGUCAAUAUUGAGCAUUUUUUUUGUGGUUGAAUAAGCAUACUAAUCCCUGCUUUGGUUCAUUGAAUACUAACUUUAUAUUUGUAACUAACAGAAAAAUAUUGAUUUGUACAUUUAAUAUGAUUGUGUACGCAGGUGGAAUCAUGGCCUAUUGAUCUAAUGAAACAUUAUCAAUCAUUAACUACAUCAGACAUCUGAGCAAUGUAAAUUUUACACCUUCUUGCUCCAUUUUGUUUUUUUACAUACAUUGCUGACUGAAAAAUCAUUACUUGCUCACUGAUAAAAAUCUAAUGGAUUUAAGUGUAAAAUAGACAGUCAUGAAUUAAACUGCGUAGUUGGAAUCAUAUUUUUGCAACAAGACAAGUGAUUAUUUUUACUAUUGCAUUUACAUGUACUUCACACCAUCUUCACAUUUGCUCUAGAUGUCUGGGGUUUUUAAUGUUAAUGAUUUAAUCUGGUAAAUUGGGGGGGGGGGAGAUGCAGUGCUGCCCUCACUAGAAUUCUAGGUGUGGCAUAAGAUUAUCUCCCUUCAGGCUAAUCUGUACUAUGUAUAUACAAUUAUACAUGUAUAUGUACUGAGAUGCUUGAUAAUAGGAUUAGUAGUGUACAUGUAUAGUUCGCAUUUAUUUACUAAGCAUAUCUUCAUAAUCAAUUUUUUUUUCUAUCAUGACUUUUGUAAAUUGUCAAUUUAUUGAUUAUCAAAUAUUUCUCUUUCUCAACAGAUAAUGAUGAAUGAAGAUGAGAAAAUCCAGAUAUA
Messenger RNA from Lytechinus variegatus (green sea urchin), 6127 nucleotides. RefSeq names its product serine/threonine-protein kinase Nek1-like. The record is from RefSeq and is a predicted model, not a curated record. The transcript has 37 exons. The coding region runs from base 111 to 4151 and encodes 1346 amino acids. NCBI's taxonomy places the organism in Eukaryota, Metazoa, Echinodermata, Echinoidea, Temnopleuroida, Toxopneustidae. Gene Ontology annotation, biological process: protein phosphorylation. Gene Ontology annotation, molecular function: ATP binding; protein kinase activity.